Messenger RNA from Rhipicephalus microplus (southern cattle tick), 1283 nucleotides. RefSeq names its product SEC14-like protein 2. NCBI's taxonomy places the organism in Eukaryota, Metazoa, Arthropoda, Arachnida, Ixodida, Ixodidae. The record is from RefSeq and is a predicted model, not a curated record. Gene Ontology annotation, cellular component: cytoplasm.
GGAGGAACACGGGAGUGUCGACUGUCACUCGAUCCGCUGAUUGCCGAGACGAGCGUGCAGGCCUGUGCUCGGGAUCGUCAGAACAACUGUGAGCCGCUAUGAGCGGCUACCUCGGCAGCCUGAGCGACCGCCAGCAAGCUGCGUUAGAUCAGUUUCGGAAAGCAGUGGAGGGCGUGAGAAGAGCCACCGACACGGACGCCUUCCUGCUUCGAUGGCUGAGAGCGCGGGACUUCGAUGUGACCAAAGCGGAGAAAAUGUAUCGUCAACACCUCGAGUGGAGAAAAGAGAACGGGGUUGACGAUAUGCUGCAUAGCUAUGAGGCGCCGGAGAUUGUGAAAGAGAACUUUCCUGGGAUAUUACUGGAAUCAAGUAAAGAUGGUCGGCCUGUUUGGUUAGCGCCAUUUGGACUAGACGUUCAUGCGUUUCUAGUGGCAGCGACACCCGCCGCCGUCAGGCGUCACCUCGCCUACCUGAUGGAACUAUCAGAACAUGCAAAGAAGGAUUCGUCAAAGAAAUUAGGCAAGGAAAUACACAGUCACUACUUCGUGGCUGACCUGGACAACUUGGGCUUGCGGCAGAUAUACUCUUGGCAAGUCUUAAAAGCUGCAGGCUACACUUUACGAAUUAUGGAGGAUCAGUAUCCCGAAUCCAUCGAAAAGUUCAUCGUGAUCAACACUCCGAGCUUUUUUCCUCUCCUAUGGAAAUUCUUGCGUACGCUAAUUACCCAGAGGACAGCCGACAAAUUUGAAGUCUACGGAAAAGAUGAUGGUUGGAAGGAGCGUCUCCGGGACCUCAUGGAUGCAGACAUCUUUCCCGUUCACUAUGGUGGGAACAUGGCGGGGCCCGACGGAGACACAAAGUGCAGGAACAAGGUGAACUACGGAGGCCGCUUCGAGGAAGGACUUUCACCGGGAUCAUAUGAAUCAGUGUUCGAAGAAAAAGGCGUACAACAGAAAACCAUCGGCCGCCGGGAGCGCUGGGAACUGCCCGUUGACGUGGCCGAGGCGGGCGCGCAUGUCACCUGGCGUUUCCAAACCACCGCCGGUGACUUGGCCUUCGGACUGCGCAGUCCGUGUGGGGAGGUUCUGAUUCCACAGCAACGACUCGAAGCAUGCAGCCUUGUACCACAGGAGGGAGCCUGGCAAUGCGAUACUCCCGGAACGUAUGUGCUCGAGUUCGACAACACCUACAGCUGGCUGACACCCAAGACCUUGGCGUGUGUUGUGAACGUGCACAGCCCUGAUCACUUUCCUUGACUGACAAUAAACCCCUGCAGAACUUUC